Nestor notabilis (Kea) is the source of this 366-nucleotide messenger RNA. It is a transcript of the gene LSM1, whose product is annotated as LSM1, U6 small nuclear RNA associated. The record is from RefSeq and is a predicted model, not a curated record. The transcript is spliced from 3 exons. Gene Ontology annotation, cellular component: Lsm1-7-Pat1 complex; P-body. Lineage: Eukaryota; Metazoa; Chordata; Aves; Psittaciformes; Psittacidae. Gene Ontology annotation, biological process: deadenylation-dependent decapping of nuclear-transcribed mRNA. The coding region runs from base 1 to 366 and encodes 121 amino acids. Gene Ontology annotation, molecular function: RNA cap binding.
AUGAUGCUCAAGCCCUGUGGUCUGUCCUGCCUGCGCAGGCUGUGGGUGCUGGAGGUCCGUGCCGCAUCCAUGGGAGGCGCAAACCUGGUGUUGCACCAGACUGUGGAGCGCAUCCACGUGGGCAAGAAGUAUGGGGACAUCCCUCGAGGCAUCUUUGUUGUGAGAGGGGAGAACGUUGUUCUGCUGGGGGAAAUCGUAAGUGAAAAGGAAGGCGAACCCCCUCGGCAGCAGGUCUCCAUCGAGGAGAUCCUGGAGGAGCAGCGCGUGGAGCAGCAGGCCAAGCAGGAGUCGGAGAAGCUGAAGGUGCAGGCGCUGAAGGAGCGGGGCCUCUGCGUCCCACGGGCAGACACCCUGGAUGAGUACUGA